AUGACCAUCCAGAUCAACUGUUAGGAGAUCAUAGAUAUCGGCUACAGAGUCUACCAUUCCUACGAGUUGGCCUGGUUCAGGACACUCAGCUGGUACUUCCUGGUUUGUGUGAACUACUUCUUCUAUGGUGAGACAUUGGCSGAGUACUUUGGUGCGUUGGUGCAGAGAGAAGAACCGCUCCAGUUCCUGGUCCGAUACCAUAGAUUCAUCUCCUUCGCUGUCUACCUGGCAGGUUUCUGCAUGUUUGUUCUGAGUUUAGUGAAGAAGCAUUACCGUCUACAGUUUUAUAUGUUUGCGUGGACCCAUGUGACCCUACUGAUAGUGGUGACUCAGUCUCACUUAGUCAUCCAGAACCUGUUUGAAGGAAUGAUCUGGUUCCUCGUCCCUGUCUCCAUAGUGAUCUGCAAUGACAUCAUGGCCUACCUGUUUGGUUUCUUCUUUGGCAGAACACCACUCAUUAAGCUGUCUCCCAAGAAGACGUGGGAGGGAUUCAUAGGAGGGUUCUUCGGAACCCUGGUCUUUGGAUUCAUACUGGCAUACCUGCUAGCUCAGUUCCAGUAUUUUGUCUGUCCCGUGGAAUACAACAGUGAGACCAACCGUUUCACUGCGGAGUGUGAACCUUCGGACAUCUUCGUAAUGCACGAGUACACAUUGCCCUUCACUCUCCAGAACAUCCUCAGAUGGAAAACAGUGAACAUCUACCCAUACCAGAUCCAUAGUGUGGCGCUCUCCACCUUCGGCUCUCUCAUUGGUCCUUUUGGAGGAUUCUUCGCCAGCGGAUUCAAACGAGCGUUCAAGAUUAAAGACUUUGCAGACACCAUCCCUGGUCACGGGGGCAUCAUGGAUCGCUUCGACUGUCAGUAUCUGAUGGCUACCUUCACUCACGUUUACAUAGCCAGCUUCAUCAGGUAAGGGUCGUCACAUUAACAUAGCCAGCUUCAUCAGGUAAGGGUCGUCACAUUAACGUAGCCAGCUUCAUCAGGUAAGGGUCGUCACAUUAACGUAGCCAGCUUCAUCGGGUAAGGGUCGUCACAUUAACGUAGCUAGCUUCAUCAGGUAAGGGUCGUCACAUUAACGUAUCCAGCUUCAUCAUGGAAAGGGACGUCACAUUAACGUAGCCAGACAAAUACCCAUAAUGCACUAGUUAGGGAAUAGGGAGUAAUUGACACGGUUUAUUAGCCAGUUUACGUCAGCUUUUAUCAGGUAUGGAUGAUCUUUAAGAUGAUCAAUAUGUAACAACUGUUAAUUUAAACAGGCAAUUAUCUGUACUGGAACUGUUUGGGUUAAAAGCUGAGGGAUGAGGCUGAAGAAAUGUUAC
Messenger RNA from Salvelinus sp. IW2-2015, 1318 nucleotides. Lineage: Eukaryota; Metazoa; Chordata; Actinopteri; Salmoniformes; Salmonidae. The record is from RefSeq and is a predicted model, not a curated record.